CGCACUGCUCGGUGCUCGUCACUAAAAACCUCCUGGCUCAGUAGGUUCGCAAAGUGUGGGAAUCGACUGUGCUGUUGAUUCUAGAACUACAAGUUGUCUUCUAGUAUAAUUAAAAAUAAGGACAUUUAACUGAUUUAGCUCGACAAGACUGAGAUGUUACAGUUUAGGGCUGCAGUUGUGCUGAAGGAGUUGAUUCAAACCAGCCCUAAGCGUUUGUUCUCUGACAUUAUAAGGCACAAAAAGACUUUAUCAAACGCGCACUGCUACAGCGCUGCUUAUCGGGAUGGCCAAAUAUCUAAAUUAAAGAUUGUCCAUAAUGGAAGACCUUUCAUUCAGCCUUUAGCUGGGAGAAGAUUUCUAUGUACAAAGACCGAUGGUGCGAUUGAACCCGCUGAACAAGUGAAGAAAGAUGAGACCGUCCAGGAAGCGACGGCAGAUAAGAGAAGGAAGGCUGGCAUUCUGCCCAGCUUGGAGGACCUGCUGUUUUACAGUAUUGCCGAAGGCCAGGAGAGGAUCCCAGCUCACAAAUUCAUUACCGCACUGAAGGCCACUGGACUUCGAACAGGAGAUCCACGUCUAAAAGAAUGUAUGGACAUGUUGAAAGUCACUCUCAAAUCCACGUCAGAUGGCGUAAUGCUGGACCGACAUCUGUUCAAAAAGUGUGUCCAAAGCAACAUUGUUCUCCUAACCCAGGCCUUCCGGAAGAAGUUUGUCAUCCCUGAUUUCCAGACUUUCGCCUCCCACAUCGACACACUUUAUGAGAAAGGCCGUAAACUUUCCGGGGGUCUGGUUGCUGACUACAUUCCCCAACUUGCCAAAUUCAGCCCAGAUCUGUGGGCCGUUUCCCUUUGCACAGUAGAUGGUCAAAGACACACAGUGGGUGACACUAAAGUGCCAUUUUGCCUGCAGUCGUGCGUGAAGCCGCUCAAGUACGCUAUUGCAGUGCACGACCACGGCACUGAAUAUGUGCACCAGUUCAUUGGGAAAGAGCCAAGUGGAUUACGCUUCAACAAGCUCUUCCUGGAUGAGGACGAUAAACCCCAUAACCCAAUGGUGAAUGCUGGUGCAAUCGUGUGUACCUCUCUUAUUAAGCAUGGAGCAGGCAAUGCUGAGAAGUUUGAUUAUGUAAUGAACUUCUUGAAGAAGAUGGCAGGAAAUGAAUAUGUUGGUUUCAGCAACGCCACAUUCCAGUCGGAGCGUGAGUCAGGAGACAGGAAUUUCGCUAUUGGCUACUACCUGAAAGAAAAGAAGUGCUUUCCAGAUGGUACAGACAUGACUGCUGUUCUGGACUUGUACUUUCAGCUGUGCUCCAUCGAGGUAACAUGUGAGAGUGCUAGCGUCAUGGCUGCCACGCUAGCCAACGGCGGCUUCUGUCCAAUCACAGGCGAGCGUGUGCUGAGCCCUGAGUCCGUGCGAAACACCCUCAGCCUCAUGCACUCCUGCGGCAUGUAUGACUUCUCUGGACAGUUCGCCUUCCAUGUGGGUCUGCCGGCCAAGUCUGGUGUGGCUGGAGGUAUUUUGCUGGUUGUGCCCAAUGUGAUGGGCAUUAUGUGCUGGUCUCCGCCGUUGGACAAACUUGGCAACAGUGUCCGGGGCAUCCAGUUCUGCACGGAUCUGGUGUCCUUGUUCAACUUUCACAACUAUGACAACCUGAGGCACUUCGCCAAGAAGCUCGAUCCUCGCCGAGAGGGAGGGGACCAGCGGGUGAAAUCUGUCAUCAACCUCCUCUUUGCUGCCUAUACAGGAGAUGUGUCUGCUCUGAGAAGGUUUGCACUGUCCUCCAUGGACAUGGAGCAGCGGGACUAUGACUCCAGGACGGCGCUGCACGUUGCAGCCGCUGAGGGACAUGUUGAAGUUGUGCGUUUUCUGCUAGAGGCCUGCAAGGUGAAUCCUGGUCCCAAGGACAGGUGGGGCAACACACCAAUUGAUGAGGCGACACAUUUUGGUCAUCAUGAGGUGCUCGAGCUUCUACAGGAGUACAGCAGUAAGUACAACCCAGCGGUGAAUCCUGUCGCAGAUAAAGAGACCACCGAAAAAAACCUGGAUGGGAUGCUGGAGACGUAAUCAUUUCGACCACUAGAGGACAAUCUUCUGGAGCAGCCCAAUGAAGGACUGGUUCUUUACAAUACCAUUGUGCUGUUUUGGUCAAAACUUGUGUACAUUUUUUUUUUUCUUUUAACGUUGUCUCCUGUAGUUUUUGUAUGCUUUUGUGAGAUAUUUUGGCUCGUUCUCAACUUCCUUCUCGCAAGAAAGGGUGUGAGUAAUGAUAAUGUCCAUAAUCAGUGUUGUGAAACGACUCUCAAUAGGCACUAUAAUUGUAUCUCUUAAAUUCUUUAGUUCAAGUGAAAAGGUGACUGAAUUGUGGGUGUGAAUGAAUAAAUAUAUGCCAUUGUUUUCCUGAGGGCAAACGGCUAAACUUACUUACAGUAGACUGAUACCAAACAAUCCUGUUUAGUAGAGCCGUUCAGACAGGACACAGUCUGGCAUUAAGUGAGAUCUGACACAAUUCCACAAACGCUCACGACAUAUAAAAUCUUUUAUACGACAUAUAGUCUAUUCCUUCUUCAUACUGUCUUAAAAAUAGACAAAAAAGUAGCUCGGCAGAACGAUGUGAAAACUCGUUAUGAAACGGUAGUUGCCAUAGUCUUUUCUUCCCUAUUGUCACGCAUACUGCGAUCUCAUGUGAGACCAAAUAAGUGAAAUAUUCCAUGUCCACUUAUUUUAGUUUAAAUACAAUUUUACUUCUUGUAUCAUCUUGAAUCUUUUGCUAAAAAAAAACCCCAGUCCAUUACAUUUCCAUUACCAAUCAGUCAAAUGUUGCCAUAAAUGAUGGUUAGUAUGCAAGCAAUAAGGUACAAGAGGCUGUGCUGUAUUGUGAAUAAGUCACGGCUCGCGUCGUGCCUAACAAGGCCCUUCAGCUGUGACUUAUUCACGAUACAGCACUAGCCUCAAGUACCUUAUUGCUUUUAUAAAAUGGUUACCACAAAAUACAAAUAUUAAAGCCAAAAAUAUGUAUCAAUGCAACUUUCAUGAAGUAAACUUUAACUAAAAGCCUUCCUUCCGCCGGAAAAAAUAGUCCCUGACCAUGAACAGCAACAGAGGUUCAUUAUUACGCCAUUAGAUGGCAGCAAAGAUUGUCUUUAUGAGUGUGUCAGUCAAUAACGAAGACUUUUACAUUGAAAAGACUGAAUUGUUGUGAACAAGGAACAAGAUGCAACUGACAAAUGCUUUGACUAGCGCUGUCAGUCACGGGAAAACCCCUUAACUGUUAAAAGGACAGGAUAAUACAUCGGACAUUUAAACAGAUUUUUUUAUUAUGAACAUAGGACUGACCUGAAGGAAAAUGCUAAAUCUGAAUAAUAAUCAGGUAAUAAACUCGCUCACUCGAUCUCUUUCUCACAACACUCUUCUACAUAAUACAGUAAGCUUCAAUGAACAAUAUCAGCUGAGAACAAACAGUUUACGUUGCUAAGAGUGGUUGCUAAGGGUGUUAUGUAGUGAUACACAGAAGCAUUGGGUGAAGCGGUCGUAGCCGUGUUUUAUCGUGAAUAACACACAGCUAUUGACCAAUCAGAAUCAAGGACAGGAACUAACCGUUUUUAUAAGAAAAAAAAUAGCAGACAACAUAAUGGCGUGAUUGACCAAUCAGAAUUAAGUAUCUGUAAUAAUAAAAAAAAUAUUGCAGAUGGAAUGCAAGAAUGUGUCCCGAGUAAAAAAAAAAAAAAAAAAAGGAUUUAUUUUAAUAAUAUAAACUUGCAUGCACUCCUGGUAGAGAAUAAAACUGUAGAUUUUUUUUUAAUGAAUAUCACUUUUAUUUCAUUAUAAAACAUUAUUUAAACAUUUUAACCACUGCCAAAGACAUGUUAUUUCUGUUAGUCUAUAGACCUUAUGCGCCAGAGAAACGAGCGCGCCGCCAUCUUUAUAAUAUUGUCUUUGAACUUCCGUUUUUGCGGUAGCUCUGUACAUUUCUGUGGCAUCGCUGUCAAAGAAUAACUAGCUGGUGAAGUGGAUUUACUUGUUGUAGAGUUAAUGAAAGUUAUCAUGAGCAUUGUAAUGUUUAAAGCAGAUGUCUUAACAAAUGUCAGUAGAACGGGGAGAUUUUAAAACGAGCGGUUCAUUCAUAAAUACAUAAGAUCACUGUGGAAGUCUGUCUGAAGACAGAAGACGAGCGCGGUGCUGAAAAGGGGCGGGGCUACAUAAGGUCUAUAUCAGACAGGUAACCUAUCAGAUCUAUUCAAUGUAUACACACUCAUAUUUUAAUAUUAACAUGCAGAUCCCCAAAAUGACUGCAUUUUGAAAAAGUGCACAAUGUUGCAAUCCGAGAAUAAGAGUGAUCAAAAAUAAAACAUAUUUUACUGAGAUGACAGGAAGCUGUAUGAAGUUAUAAAAAAUCACAUUAUAAACAAUAUUUACAUCAUUCACACCAUUUUAUUGGAUACAAUAUUCUAUAUUAUCACCAUGUAUUUGAAUUGAUGAAGUGUUAAAUUACUGUAAAUGUAGUUUCUAAAGACAUUUGUGUUAGCAGUGGAAAGAUGUCAAACCUGUUCACUCGGACCAAACACUUGAAGAUAGUUGGACAAAAAUGAAAAAGUUCAUGUCAAAGUAAUGAAUGUAAACUAUUUUAAAGACACUUUAACACUUUUCAGUAUUCACCUAGAUACAAUCAGAUUGAAGCAGAUAUUUUUUCUGAUUUAUAUUACACUGUAUCUGGCUGACUAAAGUUGGUGUGUGUACAUGUACAAUUAAAGCAAUGGUAGAUAAAGAUUUAGCUUUUAUGUGCAAUAAUAAUAAUAAUAAAAAAAAAGUGUUGAUAAUUAAAA
Messenger RNA from Ctenopharyngodon idella (grass carp), 4820 nucleotides. It is a transcript of the gene glsb, whose product is annotated as glutaminase b. Bases 154 to 2064 code for a protein of 636 amino acids. NCBI's taxonomy places the organism in Eukaryota, Metazoa, Chordata, Actinopteri, Cypriniformes, Xenocyprididae. Gene Ontology annotation, molecular function: glutaminase activity; protein binding. Gene Ontology annotation, biological process: L-glutamine catabolic process. The record is from RefSeq and is a predicted model, not a curated record. The transcript is spliced from 18 exons.